Cotesia congregata is the source of this 1455-nucleotide messenger RNA. NCBI's taxonomy places the organism in Eukaryota, Metazoa, Arthropoda, Insecta, Hymenoptera, Braconidae. The record is from the annotation of a GenBank genome assembly.
AUGCCAAAAAUGCAUGAAAAAUCUUUCGACAUAAUAGAAGCUGUGGAAAAAGGGGAUUGGAAUGUAAUUGACCAAUUUGUAGCUGAAGGUGAAGAUAUCAAUGCCAGCUUAAGGGAAACUGGACCUUUAGCUGGGUACACUGCUCUACAGUUCGGAAUCUUAUAUGAAAAUUAUAUAUUCAAUAUGAAAAUAUUGGUGAAAUGGAUAAAAACCUACGGAGCAAAUGUAAAUUGUGUGGGUAUUAAUGGUGCUCAGCCAAUUUACCUAGCUUGUUUACAAGAAAACUUUGCAAUGGCUGAAAUUUUGUUGCAAUUUGGUGCUGAUGCUAAUGCUGAGUUUACUAAAGAACUCGUUAAAAAAUACCAAUUUUCAAAGGAUUGGAAAUGGUCUGAUGAGUUUGGUAAAAUGACGCUCUUUGUUUUCUAUACCAUUAAUAAAAAUGACACGAUAUUGAGAACAUUAUUUCGAUACAAAGCCAACGUUGAAAUUAUCGGGAAAAAUAACAAGACACUGCUGAUGUAUAGUCUUCAAAUAGCAUCAAUAAUCCAUUUCAAUCUGUUUACUAGAGAUAAUACCAAGUGCAAACCGGAAUUUAUCAAUGCUAGAGACGAUUAUGGACGUCAUGCUGUUCACUAUUUGCUGCCAAAUGAAAAAUUCGGGGAAUUUCGGUACUUAAAACGAACUGACGUAUCCUACUUUGUAUAGGAGUUGAGAAUAGCUGGAGCAGAUAUCAAUGCUAUGAUUGAUAAUCAUCCGGAUACUCUCUUACUCAACAAAGUUGCCUACAGAUGCGACUACGAUACGUUGGAGGACUUGCUAAAACUGAGAUAUCCUAUUCCUGCUGAAGGUAGACCUUUACACUACUUUAUGAUUCCAGUUGAUCCUAAAACGUUUGUUAAAAACUCCAAUCACAGAAGUAAGGUAGAAGAUAAAAGAAAUAUGUGUCUUAAGUUAAUCCUGGAGAAUUAUACCCUGAAACGUGAAUUUGGAGUCUUUGUUCAUGAAGAAGAAAUAAAAUUAAUGGACCAACUAAUUGCUAAAGAGACGAAAGUUAAAAAGAUUGUAAAACACUUUAAGAAAUAUUUUAUUAAUUAUUGUUUGACUGAACACUUCAGUGACAGUAUGACUUUCUAUGAUCUUGUGAUUAAGGUUUUUAACAAGAGAAGUUUGCAAUUGUUGGUAAAAGAUGAUCAAUUUCUUAAAGACUACGAUCGCUCCUAUGUCAGCAAGAUCCGAAGAUGGUAUGAUCAGUUCUUGCUUCAUCAAGCAAUGUAUUUAAAAAUUCUGAAUGCUUAUAAGCGAAGGGAGCUUAUGGAGAUAGUUGAGAAUAUUUCACAGCUCACGGUAGUUAUUCCUCUGCCUUAUGAAAUUAUUUUGAUAAAUAUUGAGUAUCUUGAUAAUGAUAAUUUUAAAAACUUUGUCAACUCUUUCUACAAAUCUUCCGUUUGCAAAUAA